This is a messenger RNA of Fusarium keratoplasticum, 1449 nucleotides long. Its product is annotated as Proline dehydrogenase. The record is from RefSeq and is a predicted model, not a curated record. Gene Ontology annotation, molecular function: proline dehydrogenase activity; FAD binding. Gene Ontology annotation, cellular component: mitochondrion. Lineage: Eukaryota; Fungi; Ascomycota; Sordariomycetes; Hypocreales; Nectriaceae. The transcript has a single exon. Bases 1 to 1449 code for a protein of 482 amino acids.
AUGAGCUUGGCCCUUCGGCGAGGGACGUGCCAGCCCCUGCGCUGGGCGGCAUCCUCUAGCACCGCUACCAUCCGACCAUGCAUCGCCAUCACAACCAUCACAAAGGCCAAUGUGGCCACCCGUCGUCACAUCCACUCCUCUGAGCGACGCACCUCCACCCUCGCCGAGCACCCCAUCCCCGACCCUAUCCCUCCUCCCGUCGGUACCGGUCGUGCGCCCCUCUCCGUCCUGCCCUUGAGCAUGAUCGUGCGAUCUCUGGCUACCAUGGUCGUUUCGUCGUCGCCUCUUCUUCUGCCUCCCUCGCUGCGCAUCAUGAACGUCCUGGCCAACACCACAAACUCCAUCCUCAACUCGGACACGAACCCCGUCCUCCGAUACUUCCUCAAGAAGACCUUUUAUGCCCAGUUCUGCGCCGGCGAGAACCCCGCAGAGAUUAAGGCCACCAUUGCUGGACUCAAGAACAUUGGCUUCACUGGUGUGAUUCUCAACUAUGCCCGUGAGGUCGUCCUUACCGAGGACCAGGCUGGUGCCCUCAAGAACGGCGCCAUGGAGACGGAGGAAUGCAUUCGAAACGAGAUCGUGCCUUGGGCCCAGGGUACUCUCGAGACGGUCCGAAUGGCUGAGCCCGGUGACUUUGUCGCUCUCAAGUUCACUGGCGCCGGCAGCAUCGCCCUGUAUCAGCUCAAGGAUCGCCUUCCUCCCAGCCCCGCCCUGUACAAGUCCAUCGACUCCAUCUGCCAGCUUGCCCAGGAGCGAGGUGUCCGCCUCCUCUUUGACGCCGAACAGGACAUGCUCCAGGACGGCAUCGAUGACUGGACUCUCGAGUUCACCCGCAAGUACAACAAGGGUCUUGGUGAGGCUGUCAUCUUUGGCACGUACCAGGCUUACAAGAAGAACUGCCCCGAGGUCCUAUCCCGACACCUCGCCCUCGCCCAGGUCGAGAACUUUGCCCUCGGUGUCAAGCUUGUCCGCGGCGCCUACCUGAACUCGGACCCCCGUGAGCUCUUCCACGACACGAAGGAGGAGACCGAUGCCUGCUACGACUCUCUCGCCGCCAGUGUCCUCACCCGUCAGUGGAAUGCUGAUGUCAAGGGUGAGGGUGAGUACCCCGCCACCAGCCUCGUCAUUGCGUCGCACAACGCCGAGUCUGUUCGCCGAAGCCGUGCCAUCUGCGACGCUGGCCGCGCCAAGUCGGACAUUGCUUUUGCCCAGCUCCAGGGUAUGGCCGAUGAGGUCAGCUGCGAGCUGGUCGAGGCCGGCCAGGCGGAUAAGACCAAGGUCCUGCCCGCUUACAAGUACCUCGUCUGGGGAACUACUGGCGAGUGCAUGAAGUAUCUCCUCCGACGAGCACACGAGAACAAGGACGCCGUCCAGCGUACCAAGGGCAGCCGGGAUGCCCUGUGGUCCGAGUUGGUCCGACGAUGCAAGAGCGCCGUCGGCUUGGCGUAA